This is a messenger RNA of Silurus meridionalis, 3357 nucleotides long. Its product is annotated as monocarboxylate transporter 2-like. The record is from RefSeq and is a predicted model, not a curated record. The coding region runs from base 684 to 2285 and encodes 533 amino acids. Gene Ontology annotation, biological process: monocarboxylic acid transport; transmembrane transport. The transcript is spliced from 6 exons. Gene Ontology annotation, molecular function: monocarboxylic acid transmembrane transporter activity. NCBI's taxonomy places the organism in Eukaryota, Metazoa, Chordata, Actinopteri, Siluriformes, Siluridae. Gene Ontology annotation, cellular component: membrane.
CAAUGUAAUAACGUAAUAAUUACCAAAAUUAAGGCCGGCUUUUUUGUGAUAUUGUAAUAACAAACAAGUACCAUAGCAAUAACAUUGUAAUAAUAGUGUAAUUAACGGUAAUAUUGUAAUAAGUGCCCAAAAUAAAGGCUGCUUUUUUUGUGAAGUUGUAAUGUGCUAAACAUUUUAUAUUAUAGUAAAAACAAGUCACAAAAACAAGGCCUGCUUUGUAAUUAACAAAGUAAUAACAUUGUAAUAAUGUAAUAAGUCCCCAAAAAUAAGGCCUGCUUUUUUUUUGACAUACUAAUGUAAUUAUGUAAUAACAAUGCCCCAAAAAUAAGGUCUGCUUUAUUGACAUUGUAAUAACAUUUUAAUAACAAGUCGCAAAAAUAAGGUAUUUUUUUAAAUUGUAAUAACAUUGUAAUACAAUAAUAACAUUGUCCUAAAAACAGACCUGCUUUUCGGUGAUGUAAUAAUGUAAUAACAAUGUAAUAAGUCCCCCAAAAUUAAACCUGAUUUUACUGCUAUUACACAAUAGCUGUUCUAGGGUAUACAUCAGGUUUACAUAAGGUAUAUAUUUUUCUGCUAUACCAAUGUUCUAAGGUAUACUAGUGUUCUGAUCUAUAGCAAAAUACUAAGUAGGAGUGUCCUCGACUAAGGUCAAGUCUUAAGUAGUCGCCUGAUACUCGAAAUGUAUGCACGCUUGUGUUUGUGUGAGAGAUGUGUUUCAGUUGGGGGUGGAGGUGUCCUGGGAGCAAACGUCCAAGAUGCUCCGGUUUCAGUCACGUGAAAAAAGUCAAAGGGACACUACCUUCCUUACAGUGAAACUGCUACAGGCUUUAGGCUCCAAGACUCCAGAUGGAGGCUGGGGCUGGGUGGUGGUGUUCGGUGCCUUUGUCUCCAUCGGCUUCUCCUACGCUUUCCCCAAAGCCUUGACCAUGUACUUCAAGGAGAUCCAGCGCCACUUUGGAGUGUCCUACAGUCAGAUCGCCUGGGUUUCCUCCAUCAUGCUGGCUGUGAUGUAUGCAGGAGGUCCGGUGAGCAGUGUGUUGGUGAACCGUUACGGUAGCAGGCCCGUUGUGAUCACAGGAGGCCUCAUGUGCAGCGUUUCCAUGGUGGCGGCUUCCUUCAGCAGCACCAUCACGCAUUUGUACAUAUGUGUCGGGAUCGUCGGAGGUCUUGGACUUUCUUUCAACCUCCAGCCAUCCCUGACUAUUAUCGGGAAGUACUUCCAGGUCAGGAGACCCAUCGCCAAUGGCCUAGCCAUGGCAGGAAGUCCGGUUUUCCUCUGUACACUGGCACCACUCAAUCAGUUCCUGUUUGAACGAUUUGGUUGGAGGGGAAGCUUCUUUAUUCUCGGGGCCAUGUUGCUAAAUUGCUGCGUGGCCGGAUCACUAAUGAGACCUCUGAACGACGGUGGCAUUCCAAGACCCGAGACAAACGGAACAGCGAAGCCUUGUGAAAACAGGACCCAGGUGCCAAACAAAGCAAAGAAAAACUGCUUUCAUAGCGUCACCUGCUUCAUGGACCUGUCUCUCUUCCGGCACCGUGGUUUCAUCAUCUACCUGAUAGGAAACAUGCUAAUGUUUUUUGGCUUUUUUGCCCCGAUGAUUUUUCUGGCACCGUAUGCCAAGCACCGUGGCAUGGACGAGUACUCUGCUGCCAGCUUGCUCUCUGCACUGGCACUUGUGGACAUGUUUGCUCGGCCAGGCACAGGUUUGCUCGCCAACACCGCUCGAGUAAGGCCCAGGAUCCAGUACCUCUUCAGUUUCGCCAUUACUUACAACGGUGUGUGCCACCUGCUGUGCCCUCUGGCUUCUGGUUACUGGGGGUUGGUGGUGUACGCAGUGUGUUACGGCGUAGUCUACGGCAUGGUGUGUGCCUUACUCUUCGAGUGCCUCAUGGAUGUGGUAGGGCCAAGUAAGUUCUCCAGUGCCGUGGGACUCGUCACAAUCUUCGAGUGCUGCCCGGUUCUGCUCGGACCACCCAUUGCAGGUGCCCUAGUGGACAUGUUUGGCGACUACAGCUACAUGUUCUACAUGUGUGGUUCAGUGAUGCUCUGUGCCGGCCUCUUCCUCUUCGUCAUGAACUACUACAACUACAGGAGGAAGGACGCUGCCCGGCGCCUUCGGGAGAACGGCACCGAGCUGGUCGAGAGGAACGUGGACACCGAGAUAAAACGUGGGGACUCUCGGACUAGUGAGCACACGCAAGGAGGAGACGGACAAAAACAAAUCCAGGGUGUAGAUUCUGGGACACUUGGGGGCAGAUCAGAAACUGAGGACAUUCCAGUAUAACACCAGGCCAAGGGAUUUGAUGCUCAUUAUAGACAUGGUGUGAUAGUCAUAUAGCACCAUAUUUCUGGUCUAGAUGUUAUAUUAAGUGUCACGCACCAGUGCAACUGUUUACGUGUUUUCGUUAAAAAAAAAAAAAAGAUACACAUUUUUUUAUUUUUUUUUAAAAAGGGACUUUUGUGGAUCUCCAAGUCUCGUGACAAAAAUGAGCGACGUACAUGUAUAAUGUGCAAAAGUCAUCUUUGUGCCUAUAUCUUGAUGUCCGUUGUUUAUUAUUUUAUUAAAGAAUACUGAAAAAUACAAGAACACUAUAGAUUUUUAUACAAUAUCACGGACAAUUAACCCCUUCAUGAAUAUACGUCUGGUUUUCAUGUACACCUUGUUGGUUUCAUGAUUUCUUUACUAGCUGUUAACAAUUCCUAGCUAAAGAACUGGAGAAUGAAUAUAUAAUAUAUGGCUAAAAUAUAAUUUUUCCUGCCAUUAUGUGGUUUAUCCACGAAUUGUUGACACAAAGUUGGAUUCUCCCAAUAAUAAAGAAUGUAUGUGGUAGCAUGAAAUAUUCCCUUCACUUGAACUAAAACUUAAUAAAUAAAUAAAAAUAAUUAAAAAAAGACCCAACCUGUUCCAGCAUGACAACAAACCCUGCGCACAAUGCCAACGCCAUUAAGAUCUGCUUUACAUGGGUAAGAGUGGAAGAUCUCAAAUGGCCUGCAAUAGAGCUCUGACCUCAACCCUAUUAAACGCCUUUGCGAUGUUUUGGAACUCGCUACGAAUCGCAAAAGCUCAAUCCGAAAUGUGCUUUGGAGGAGUGGAAGUUUUUAGAACAGCAAAUGGGACCAAAUGUGGAAUGGGAUGUUCAACAAGCACAUCAUUUCAUGAUCAGGUGUCCACAAACUUUCCAUGUAGUGUAUUUUUCAGACUUCAUGACUUGUUAUAAGCAAGGUUUUAAACUGUACAUUACAACAAGUGUAUAUAGAUGUAAUUGUAGUUUCCUGUGGUGAGGUGUCUGAUGCUACUGAGGAUGCAGAAAAUUCAUUUUGUACUAAAUGUAAAGUUAACAGUAAAAAGACAAAAA